Molecule: messenger RNA, 516 nt
Organism: Botrytis byssoidea
Lineage: Eukaryota; Fungi; Ascomycota; Leotiomycetes; Helotiales; Sclerotiniaceae
Exons: 3
Coding region: 1-516 (171 amino acids)
Source: RefSeq, a predicted model, not a curated record
AUGUCUCGCAGCCAAGAGGAAGAAUGUCAAAGCUCUCAGCGGGAAAUAUACUCCCCAAUUUAUUUCCCUCGUCGUCCAGCGCCUGUUGAUGUCGCCAACUACCAUGGCGAAUCCGUUUUCUGUACACCACCUCUUUUCGGUCCUCUCCUUUUCGAUAAUGUGGACUCCGACUGUCGCGACCACUGUGCUAAUGAGAGAACGUUUCUCUCCUACCUCCGCCUUUCCAUUUACAUGACUAUCGUGUCCCUCGCCAUAGUCCUUUCUUUUCACUUGAAAUCUACCCCUACCCAGCUCGAACUGCGCAUGGCACAACCUCUCGGCAUAAUCUUCUGGGUACUGUCUCUUCUUUGCUUGGCCUUAGGAUUUGGGAACUAUAUGAAGACGGUUAAUAAAUAUAGUCGGAGAGUGGCUAUUGUGCAGAGUGGGUGGAAGACUCAAGGGGUACUUUCGACUGUUGCAGUCUCGAUAAUAGCAGUUUGUGUUUUGUUUUUGGCAACAAGUUCAAAAAGAUCCUAG